GAGUAUACACCAUCACACAUACCAAAAUGACACGCUUUCGUCCCUGUAUAGACCUGCACGCCGGUCAGGUGAAGCAAAUCGUCGGCGGCACCCUCGACAGCACAACAGCGGAGCUCAAGACCAACUUUGUCUCGACGCACCCGCCGGCGCACUUUGCGCGGCUGUACAAAGACAAUGAGCUCACGGGCGCCCAUGUCAUCAUGCUGGGGCCCGGCAACACCGAGGCCGCGCGGGAGUCGCUAAAGGCGUGGCCCGGCGGGUUGCAGGUUGGGGGAGGCAUCAACGACACGAACGCAAAGGAGUGGGUUGACGCCGGCGCGGAGAAGGUCAUCAUCACGUCGUACCUCUUUCCCGAGGGACGGUUCAGUCAGGAGAGGCUGGAUGCGGUGCUGCAGGCGUUGGAAGGCGACAGGGACAAGCUUGUCAUUGACCUUAGCUGCCGGCGGCGCGGAGAUGACAGGUGGUUUGUGGCCAUGAACAAGUGGCAGACGAUCACAGACAUGGAGGUCAAUCAAGAAUCCAUCAAGCAACUGGAGCCCUAUUGCUCAGAGUUCCUCAUCCACGCAGCAGACAACGAGGGUCUGCAAAAGGGCAUCGACGAGAAGCUGGUGGAGAGACUGGCCGAGUGGUGCAGUCUGCCUGUGACGUACGCCGGCGGCGGCAGGAACCUGGAGGAUCUGGAGAUGGUGAAGAAGCUGAGCAAGGGCAAGGUGGACCUGACAAUUGGUAGCGCGCUGGACUGUUUCGGCGGCAACGGGGUCAAGUUGGAGGAGUGUGUUGAGUGGAAUAAAUCUCAGUAA
This is a messenger RNA of Colletotrichum scovillei, 800 nucleotides long. RefSeq lists its product as uncharacterized. Bases 27 to 800 code for a protein of 257 amino acids. Gene Ontology annotation, cellular component: cytoplasm. Lineage: Eukaryota; Fungi; Ascomycota; Sordariomycetes; Glomerellales; Glomerellaceae. The record is from RefSeq and is a predicted model, not a curated record. The transcript has 2 exons. Gene Ontology annotation, biological process: L-tryptophan biosynthetic process; L-histidine biosynthetic process. Gene Ontology annotation, molecular function: 1-(5-phosphoribosyl)-5-[(5-phosphoribosylamino)methylideneamino]imidazole-4-carboxamide isomerase activity.